AUGGAUAAAUUGAGCACAUUGGAGCUUCCGUGGGCCAGAGUCGGUCCUGUCCGGGACUCUUCCGCCGUACCUAAGCUCCCCGCUCGCCCCAUGGUGGAGCGAAGUGUUGCUUCAUACUGUUCAUCAUAUCAGAGCCUCGUGUUUCCGGUCAUCAGCAAGUCACUGUUCGCCAAGACCCUGCAUCUCGCGUACGGACCACACUGUUAUGGUUCCGACAGUGCCAAGUCCUGCAUCUAUGCCUUAUUGUCGGUGGUGGCGAUCUUUGGCCUGGAGAAUGAUCUGGGCGAUGCACUGGACUGCGAGGCGUAUGCCAUAGCGUCCCAGAGCUUCACCGUCCCGAUCAUCAAUGAAAUGACCAUGGAUGGUCUUCAGGCGCUUGUCAUGCUUACGCAGCAUCACUACUUCCUGGCUGACUUACAAAGUGCGGCGGUCUCCAUGUCCAUGGCCAGCCGUCUAGUAUUCAAGCUGGGCGCGCAUGCGAGACCUGGCCCCACCAUCUAUCACAAGAGCAUACCCGAAUGCCAUCUGCGCGACCUUUUCUGGCUCUGCUACUCCUUUGAUCAGGAUCUCUGCCUCACAACUGGACAGCCCCCGUCGGAAUCCGGGGUGUUCUGCUCCCUGGACCUUCCGACACAUUACGCACAGCUGCAGGACACCAAUCUGCAGCACCCCGAGCAGACGUUGGCCAUCACGGAUGCCACGCUCCCUCUCUAUCCCUGGGACCUUCGUCUCUCCCCGCUCAAAGCCGAGAUUUACGAGGCUCUCUACUCCGCGACCGCGUGCCAGAGAUCCAAUUCGGAGUUCUUCGCCCAAAUUCACCGCCUCGACCAGGCCUUGGAACAUUGGCGCCUGAGCCUGGCUCCGGAUAUCCGGCCGACGCUGCAAUUCUCCGUGGGAAUGCCCGUCGACGCCACGCAUAAUACACAGGCCGUGAUGCUGCGAAGAACAAGGGGAUGGGGGGAAAGGGUUGUCAUGUUCUACGCGAUCACUUCCAUCCUGACGCUCUUUCGCAAUAUCCUCAGAAACCCACGAGAUCCUGCCAUGGCGGAUCUGGCGGAUGUGCUGCAGGGGGUCCCGAAUCUGAUCGGCAAGAUCCCCAUCCGGACGCUGACGGUGGGCCCGAUGAUUCAUCUAAGGUUCUUAAACAAUUUCGCCACCGAGCCUGCUAGGCUCGCUAGAUGUGCUAUGGCCAAAGCUGAGCGUGAGGUUGCCGCCAGCGACGAGCAUUCUUUACCGUAA
Messenger RNA from Aspergillus fijiensis CBS 313.89, 1239 nucleotides. RefSeq names its product fungal specific transcription factor domain-containing protein. Bases 1 to 1239 code for a protein of 412 amino acids. The transcript is spliced from 3 exons. NCBI's taxonomy places the organism in Eukaryota, Fungi, Ascomycota, Eurotiomycetes, Eurotiales, Aspergillaceae. Gene Ontology annotation, molecular function: zinc ion binding; DNA binding. The record is from RefSeq and is a predicted model, not a curated record. Gene Ontology annotation, biological process: DNA-templated transcription.